Messenger RNA from Brugia malayi, 1803 nucleotides. RefSeq names its product Tyrosine-protein kinase F09A5.2 in chromosome X, putative (gene Bma-kin-9). The transcript is spliced from 12 exons. Gene Ontology annotation, cellular component: signaling receptor complex. Gene Ontology annotation, molecular function: ATP binding; transmembrane receptor protein tyrosine kinase activity. The record is from RefSeq and is a predicted model, not a curated record. The coding region runs from base 1 to 1803 and encodes 600 amino acids. NCBI's taxonomy places the organism in Eukaryota, Metazoa, Nematoda, Chromadorea, Rhabditida, Onchocercidae. Gene Ontology annotation, biological process: cell surface receptor protein tyrosine kinase signaling pathway; positive regulation of kinase activity; protein phosphorylation.
AUGUUUUGGAAUAUUUUGAUCAUUCUUUUCAUGUUUUUCUCAGGAAUCGAGCUUAUCAAUCGCUCUGUAUUAUUAUCACCUUUAUCAUCAUCGCCAUCAUCUUUAUCAUUAUCUCCCUCCAAGUUUACAUCCCUUUCAUUAAUACGAACUUAUUAUACUGCACAACCGCCACAUCAUUUCACCUAUACAACUUCACUUAAUUUUGAAAAUGAUCAAAAUGGCCUAACUGUCAAUGAUAUCACCAAGUUGCGACAGAUUGUGAGCAGAAUGAAUCAAAAUUUACAAUCAAUGACAACGUUUCAUCAACAAUUAUCAAAUGACUAUUAUAACAAGAAACAGGGACAAACUGAUAAAUCAGAUAAUAAUCUGCAAUUAACAUCAAAUAUUGAUAAUCGAUUAUGGCCUUCUCAUAAAACUAUUCCGGAAAAUAUGAAAGAAGAAGGACAGUGGUAUUACGAUCGUAAUUAUUUGGAUUAUAAUCCGGAAGAUCCGAGAAUCGAGUCCUCUUUUCGACUGGUUCAUGAAUUACCUAAUGAUAUAAAUGAUACAGUCACUCAUAUUUCGCAAAUCACCAAUGAUUCAAUUUUGCAUUCUGUUGCAGUAAAACUAGGAUUUGGUAUUGGUUUAUCAUUACUAAUACUCCUAUUGAUCAUCCUUAUUGCCAUUCUGUGUCGAGGAUGGUUACGACGAAAUUUGCUAUCAGAAAAUAACAUUGAUAACAAUUCAUCUAAUCGUGAUUUUUGUUUUAAUUGUAAUUUUGGUGGAAAAACAGCGAUACAGAAGAUAACGAAUUUCAGUAUCAGAAAAACACAGAAGCAUUAUAAAGAUGAAAACAACCGAUGCAUUAAAGGAAUUUACGAUGUUGAAAAUUUAUGGUUGCUAGAAAAAUCACGAUUAGUGGUAUUUCAUGAAAUGAAACUUGGUUCUGGCGCAUUUUGCAAUGUCUACAAAGGCGCUAUUAAAGGGUUUGCGCCAAUUUGUAAAAUAAAUCCAUCAUUAAUAUCUACUGGAAUAUUCAAAGAUUGCAUGUGUGCUGUAAAAAUGCUUCCUUCUAUUGCAGAUGACAUUGCGCAUGCUGACUUUAUCCAGGAAAUAAAAUUUAUGAAAUCACUCAAAUAUCAUCCACAUUUGAUAAGUAUGCUUGGUAUAAGUAUUGACAAUAAUGGUAACACUAUGCUUCUUACCGAAUAUUGCGAUUUGGGUGAUCUUUUACACUUGGUACGAAAUAGAAAAGGCGAAAUUAUUAUGAAUCAUACAAACGAACAUUCAAAAUUACGAAUCAAAGAUUUGGUAUCGUUUGCAUGGCAAAUCAGUAAUGGAUUAGAGUACUUGAGCAGUAUAGGAUGCGUACAUCGUGACGUAGCUGCACGUAAUAUACUUGUCAAUGCUACAAAUAUUUGUAAGAUAGCUGAUUUUGGUUUAUGUCGAUUAUCCGAUUCGUUUAUUUACACUGGUUGUGGUGGAAGGUUGCCGCUAAAGUGGAUGGCACCGGAAUCAUUACGAUCAUAUGAAUAUUCAGUUAAAACCGAUGUAUGGUCUUAUGGCAUACUACUUUAUGAGGUAUUUUCAUUUGGUGAAGUACCUUAUGCACUUUUGCAAACAACCGAAAUUCUUGAUUUCCUAAAUUCAGGUGCUCGUCUUAGCCAACCACAAUAUUGUCCAAUUAAUAUAUAUACGCUGAUGCUUCAAUGUUGGCAAGAUGGACCAUCCUUGCGGCCCAGUUUCACAGAAAUUUGUGCCACUUUGCGAAUGAUUCUGGAAGAUAACUUUGGACAUUAUGGAUAUAUUAAUUCCACCAAUUGA